ACCGAAUCGGACUUCGACAUUCCGUUCGACGACGAUAACAUUUCGAAAGCUGGAGAAACACAAAAGCAUUUUGCCUUCCUUCCUCGGCCCUUCUUUCUACAACGCUAGCAGCUUAAACUGCUUCGGUCAGGGCGCCCCUGCACCGUCGCUGCUGCUUAUAACACAACGCCAUCAUGUCGGUCUCUGAGGUUGCUGUUACCUAUGCUGCCCUUAUCCUGCACGACGAUGGGAUCCCUAUCACGGCUGACAAGCUGAGCACAAUUGUUAAGGCUGCUGGCAUCACUGUAGAGUCAUACUGGCCUGGCCUCUUCGCAAAGCUCCUGGAGAAGAGGAGCGUUGAGGACCUGAUCACCAACGCUGGCUCUGGUGGCGGUGGUGGUGGCGCAGUUGCCACCGGCGGGGGUGGUGGCGCCGCUGCCGGUGGUGCCGCUGAGGAGAAGAAGGAAGAGAAGAAGGAGGAGAAGGAAGAGGAGGAAGAGGAUGAGGACAUGGGCUUCUCCCUUUUCGACUAGGCCUGUUCGGAAUAGUCAGAAAACUUCUGAUACCUGUACAAGUAUUUCACUAAAAAGUUCUUCCUACCAUCAUAUGUCUGGCGUCCGUCCAGGCUGAUCCACCAUUUCAAGCUGCGCUUGGUUCUAUCUUCGUACUUCACAUGGCGGAAUAGGAUAACAUGUUCAUUGCAAGGCAGCUGUUGUCGACAGCUCCUUGAUAUCCUCAUUGCAGUUACUGUCAGUAGAGCUGCCGCAGGCAUGCUUCAAUGCAGUAGACUUACGUCAUUCAAAGCAGCAAGCUGUUCUGAGGACAUCUAAUGCGCGUCAUUGAAGUAAUCGUCACAUUACUGACAUACGUCGUGCGGGCGCACCCUAUAACAAGUUGUGACGAGUCAGCGACAAUCGUCACUUAUUGCAAAGGUUGCGUUAAUGGUUGAUGCCGCACCUCUGCAAUCAUUUGCCCUUGGUACUGCAUGUCCGAAUGCCUGUUCACGUUCUUAGACAAGCCUUUGAGCUAGGUAAUAGGUCGAUAUUAGAAAAAUAAAGCUGAUUAAGAGAGCACGAGUUCAUCGAAUG
Messenger RNA from Klebsormidium nitens, 1067 nucleotides. NCBI's taxonomy places the organism in Eukaryota, Viridiplantae, Streptophyta, Klebsormidiophyceae, Klebsormidiales, Klebsormidiaceae. The record is from the annotation of a GenBank genome assembly.